UGUCUUUUCUGAAGGGGUAGCCUACAUGUGCUUCUGUACUUCCUGGAAGAAUGACAGAUGACAAAGACAUACUUAGAAAAGUGUGGUUUGGGCGAAUACCAACCUGUUUUACUCUGUAUCAAGAUGAGAUCACUGAAAGGGAAGCUGAACCUUACUAUCUGCUGUUACCUAGGGUUAGCUACCUGACACUUGUAACAGACAAGGUGAAAAAACAUUUCCAGAAAGUUAUGAGACAAGAAGAUGUUGUAGAAAUAUGGUUUGAAUACGAAGGCACACCACUGAAAUGGCAUUACCCUAUUGGCUUGCUCUUUGAUCUUCAUGCAUCAAAUUCAGCUCUUCCUUGGAAUAUCACAGUACAUUUUAAGAACUUUCCAGAAAAAGACCUUCUCCAUUGUCCCUCUAAGGAUGCUAUUGAAGCUCAUUUCAUGGCUUCUAUAAAAGAAGCAGAUGCUCUAAAGCAUAAAAGUCAAGUUAUCAAUGAGAUGCAAAAAAAGGAUCAUAAGCAACUUUGGAUGGGAUUACAAAAUGAUAAAUUUGACCAAUUUUGGGCCAUAAACAGGAAACUCAUGGAGUACCCUCCAGAAGAUAGUGGAUUUCGCUACAUCCCAUUUAGAAUAUAUCAGGCAACAACCGAGCAACCUUUUAUACAGAAACUGUUCCGUCCUGUUGCGACAGAUGGACAACUAAAUACUCUGGGAGAUCUCCUAAAAGAAGUUUGUCCUGCUGCUAUUAAUCCUGAAGAUAGUGAAAAGAACCAAGUGGUGAUUCAUGGAAUAGAACCAAUGUUGGAGACACCACUACAGUGGCUAAGUGAACAUAUGAGCUACCCUGAUAAUUUUCUGCACAUUGGUGUCCUUCCCCAACCUGCGGAUUGAAGUGUUGGCUUGUAUGUAUGAAGAUCGUGGAUUGGAACUGCAAAGUCAACUAUUAACUUCCAUCAGUCAUGAUGGGGACAACCUGACCAGAAAACUUUC
Messenger RNA from Euleptes europaea (tarantolino), 974 nucleotides. It is a transcript of the gene ATG5, whose product is annotated as autophagy related 5. The record is from RefSeq and is a predicted model, not a curated record. Lineage: Eukaryota; Metazoa; Chordata; Lepidosauria; Squamata; Sphaerodactylidae. Bases 51 to 875 code for a protein of 274 amino acids. Gene Ontology annotation, cellular component: phagophore assembly site membrane; cytoplasm; Atg12-Atg5-Atg16 complex. Gene Ontology annotation, biological process: autophagy of mitochondrion; nucleophagy; cellular response to nitrogen starvation. The transcript has 7 exons.